GCUCCAAGUUCCCUCCCUCGCGCUCCGCGAAGCCCGCCUGAGCCCUCCCACUCGGUGCAGACCGAACCAUCGCGGCCGCAGCCAGCCGGGCCCUCCACGGCCUUGAGUCCCCAGCCCCCUUGGCUAACCGGGUCAGCUCUCUAUCCGUGGCCUCGCCGAGGCGGCGCGAGGACUAGGCGCCCCCUGCGGCCCGCGCUCGGCCCUCCGGCGGCGCCAGCGGCCGGGACCCCCUUCCCGGCGGGCCCGACCUUCCUCCCUGCCGUCCCCGCAGCUUGGAGCCCGGCUGGGGCCGCACCGCCCGGGGCCAGGGAGCGCGGCCGAGAAAUCCCCAGUUGGACAACAAGAGAACCUACCCUGUUCUUUCUACAUCUUGAAUUGAACGUUACUGGGACUCUUGGAGGUCUGAAAAGGAAAUAAAAGAUAUUCCAUGCCGCGGAGACUAGCUGGAUGUAGAAGAGACUCCCUGUGACACCUGCCUCCCGUCCAUAAAAUACUCAUCCUUCUCUCAACUCUGCCUGCAGUUGAGCACAAAGACCUGGAGGAGACUCCCACAUCCUUCAGGGAGAAGAAAGGAGGCAGCUAAGCAGAUUAAAGGAACUUGUGGCUUGUGGCCUUUCGGAAAGGGGGAAAGUGAAUCAGAGGCCCGGUGGCAGUUAAUGAGCUGUGAGAUGAGGCGCCGCUGCUGCUGCUGCUGCUGACACCCAGAUUCCAGGCUCCGUCCGCUGCCCUUUGUGCUUCGUGUACAUGUGUCUAUUCAGCGUAUCCGGAGGCGCCCAGACCAGAAUCCAACACGGCUGCCGGGGAGAGACCACCCACCAUGCCCACGGAGACCCUACAGACAGGUAGCAUGGUGAAGCCGGUCAGCCCCGCGGGCACCUUCACCUCGGCGGUCCCCCUGCGCAUCCUCAACAAAGGGCCCGACUACUUUCGCAGGCAGGCCGAGCCCAACCCCAAAAGACUCAGCGCCGUGGAAAGGCUGGAAGCGGACAAGGCCAAGUAUGUCAAGAGUCAGGAGGUCAUCAACGCCAAGCAGGAGCCGGUGAAGCCGGCCGUGCUGGCCAAGCCCCCGGUGUGCCCCGCCGCCAAGCGCGCCCUGGGCAGCCCGACGCUCCGGGUGUUCGGCAGCCACGCCAAGACCGAGAGCGGCGUGCAGAGGGAGAACCUGAAGCUCGAGAUCCUGAAAAACAUCAUCAACAGCUCCGAAGGCUCCAGCUCGGGCUCGGGGCACAAGCACAGCUCCCGGAACUGGCCGCCCCACCGGCCAGACUCCACCGACCUGCACCGGCACUCCUUCGCCGAGUCCCUGAAGGUGUACCCCACGCAGGGCCGCGGCAGCCCGCAGGAGGGCGGCUCCCACGUGGGCAGGAGGCUGCUGGAGCCGUCGGCCGAGUCCUUCCUCCACGUCUCGCACAGCUCCUCGGACAUCCGCAAAGUGACCAGUGUGAAGCCCCUAAAAGCGAUCCCCUGCAGUAGCUCCGCCCCUCCCCUGCCUCCCAAACCCAAGGUCGCGGCCAUGGCCACCGUGAAGUCCCCGGAAGCCGAACCGGUGGAACCGGCCUGUGGCGUCAGCCGAAGACCCUCGCUCCAGCGGUCUAAGUCGGACUUGAGUGACAGGUACUUCCGCGUGGACGCGGACGUGGAGAGGUUCUUCAACUACUGCGGACUGGACCCUGAAGAGCUGGAAAACCUUGGAAUGGAAAACUUUGCAAGGGCUAAUUCCGACAUCAUCUCCCUCAACUUCCGCAGCGCAAGCAUGAUCAGCUCAGACUGCGAACAGUCUCAGGACAGUAACAGUGACCUUAGAAAUGAUGACAGUGCCAAUGACCGGGUGCCAUAUGGCAUUUCUGCCAUCGAAAGAAAUGCUAGGAUCAUCAAGUGGUUAUAUAGCAUCAAACAAGCUAGGGAGUCACAGAAGGUCUCCCACGUGUAAGACCAAGUGCGUGCAGAGGAGGGAGGGGUGGGUCUCUGUCUGUGCAUCCGCAGUCGUGAAGGUUGUGAGGUCUCCUUGAAGUGUUGUGAGCUUCUCCACUCUCUUUGUGUUGCUCGUAGUGCAAUGUUUCCAAGUUGCAUGCCUGUCAACAUGGGGACUGACCUGGCUUCCACGUCAACCAUCGCUGCAGAGCCUGGCUGAACACAAUGUCAUCUGCAAAGAGUUUCAGGCCAGAAUCCGGUUAGGGCUUCAAUCUUAAGCAAAACUGUUUACACGAAAAACGGUAUACAACUUCUUCGAUAUUUAUGUGGUUCUUGUGUUUUUAUAUCCCGCGCUCUUGUGUCUUAAUUAAAGGUUUUAUCAACUGGCUUUUAAGUUGAGAGUAGAAUCUUUUUGAAAUAAAAAGCCAAUUUGCCUACGUGUGAGCCCGAAACAGUGGGGAAAAUCCAUGAGAUCUGCUACCAAACAGAUACAGUGACUGACCUAAGCUAGAGAACCAGGCUGGGUUUUCUGAGGAAGAAAGCGGUGAGCCUGAUGUUAAUCAUUUGCAUAUUGGAAUUCUCUUGCCACUUACUAAAGUAGUGGUUAGGGCAACAGUGCUACGUUUUGUGUCCGAUUAAGUGUGUAAAUGUUGGUGCUUCUGUGUAAUACCCCAAGGAAAGACAAUCAGAAACAAUGAAGGUGAUUCAAUCUAGGAGUUUGGGGGUUGGGGGGUUUUGUUGAUGUUCUUCUGAUUUGGGUUGAUUCCAAAAUUUCUACUAUUAAUCUUAUGACGGGAAUGACCAUUCUAAAGCUGAUACUAAAUGUCUUAAAAAAAAAAAAAACUUGUUUGUUUUUUGAUCAAAAACUGAUAUUAUGUGCUGACUCUCUCGUCUCUUUCCUUCCCUCCCUGUGCUUUUGAUUUAUUUGGGAGAGGGGAGUGGGGCUUGUGCAGGUGUGAGCUAUCUGAAGACACGAACACAAAUGGAAAUACCAGCCAUAUCAGUCUAGAGCCUCCCAUUCACAAACGAAUACCUUUCAUAACCGAACCAUUAUCUGAGCAGUGCGAUUGUGUUGUCUUGCAUAUGUUAUUCUCCCAGGCUGUGGACCUUUAUUACAGCUCUAGGAAACUGUAGAAACAUGAUGCCAUGUAGCUUUUCCACCCCUUGGUCUCUAGUGCUGCAUAAUCGACUCGUUCCCGUUUUCCCCAGUAACCUGUCUUGCAGGUGGAUCGUUAGCUGUGGACCAGCUGACAGUUGUGGUGUGUGGUGGCGGAGACGUAAAAACGUGUAGCAGUCUGCUUCAUUGCACCGUACUCAUUCUCUGAAGUUCUCAGCAGCACUACCUUAGACUUCAUCAGCUAAUGGGAAACUUUUUAUGGUGUAAAUGCUGUAAGACUUUGUACAUACUUCAGUUGUUACGAAAUCUUUAAGAAAAAAGAAAAAGUUACGCUAAAUAAAUAGCUCUGGUGCAGGCA
This is a messenger RNA of Neogale vison (American mink), 3386 nucleotides long. RefSeq names its product family with sequence similarity 110 member B (gene FAM110B). Lineage: Eukaryota; Metazoa; Chordata; Mammalia; Carnivora; Mustelidae. The coding region runs from base 818 to 1930 and encodes 370 amino acids. The record is from RefSeq and is a predicted model, not a curated record. The transcript has 4 exons.